Lodderomyces oxycetoniae is the source of this 2178-nucleotide messenger RNA. It is a transcript of the gene NDT80, whose product is annotated as transcription factor. Gene Ontology annotation, biological process: meiotic cell cycle; positive regulation of transcription by RNA polymerase II. Lineage: Eukaryota; Fungi; Ascomycota; Pichiomycetes; Serinales; Debaryomycetaceae. The transcript has a single exon. Gene Ontology annotation, cellular component: nuclear chromosome. The record is from RefSeq and is a predicted model, not a curated record. Gene Ontology annotation, molecular function: DNA-binding transcription factor activity; DNA binding. The coding region runs from base 1 to 2178 and encodes 725 amino acids.
AUGAUGACCUUGGCAAAUGAAGAUUCUGCUAUUUCAGCUGGUGAGGCCGCUUCUUCGGUUAAUGUAGGAGGAGGUAUGCAUCAUCGUGGUGGAUUAAAAGCCGACGAUUCGUUACAUCAACAACAUUACCAGCUGCAGCACCAACUUUCAGCAGCAGGCACACCUGUGACUAGUCAACGUUCCAGAACCGUUGUUGGUCAAUCACAACCACCACCACCACUAUCGCAGCAGCAGCACCAACCACUUCAGAAUUCUCAUUUAUAUGAUACAAGUAGGCUAGGUCCGGUGUCAACAGCUCAUGUAAAUGGAGUUCACACACAACCACAUCUUCCACAACAGCAACAUAUGCAACACCUCCAUCAAAUGCACACACUUCCUCAACUGCAACAAAUGUUUCAUCCUUAUUCUAUGCAACAACAGCAACAGCAGCAACAGCUGCAUUUGUCUCAUUCACAACUGCAUACUCCCCAACCUUACCAACAGACAGCUGCUGCUACCACUCAAGGAGGUGUUCCAUUAACACAUUAUGGAGUUCAAAAUCAUCAGCAACAACAACAACAACAACAGCAGCAGCAGCAACAACAACAACAGCAACAACUUCACCAUCAACAGUUGCAUCACCAGUUGUUAACACCAAAUCCAUAUGCUCAACAGCAACAUUAUACACAAGCUCAAGCUCAACAACAUAUGUUGCCUCAUUUACCGGGUGCUACUAAUUCCAUGUCUAGCACUACGGGGCACGAUGCACAUGAGCAGCUUAACCUCCAAUUCAACCCAAUGGCAUAUCAGCUGCAAACCCAACAACAACAAUUGCAUCAUCUAGGUCAUCAAAUACCUACAACUCAAGCUCCGGCGCCAAUAGCGCCACCGCAGCUUCACCAUCUUGCACAUAACCCGAUAGCUCAAUCUCUUCAUCAUACUCCACAAGCUACACCGCAACCGUCAAUCCAAGGGCAGCAACAAGCACAGGCACAAGCCCAGCAGAUAAGGAAUACCAGACAGCCACGUCAAACAAAGAAACAAAAAGAACAACAAUUAAAACUUCAGCAACAGCAACAACAACAAGGGCAAGGGCAAGGACAAGGACAAGGGCGAGGACAAGGACAAGGACAAGGACACGAUCAAGGUGCAAUUGAUGCGCACUCAUUAGCUCAACAGCAUCACAUGGAGAUGCUAGCCAGAGCCAGUCAAAAUGAAAUUAUGGAAAAUGCCACUAGGAAAGUUGCCCCUAGAUCAAGUGAUUUAUUCCGAAUUGGACCACCAUUUGGUAUGAUGGAACAACACCAACACAUAUACCUAAAAUCCAAUGAUAUGCCGGUCGUGCCGCAGUUGCAUGCGAGAAUAGAUCGUGGGUUCGAAAUGGGAGAAACCGGUACUUGGAUUGGGUAUAAGCGUAACUAUUUCACAUUGGUUGCUUCCUUCAAUUUCCAAAACUUGGACUUUAAUCGGUUUUUGGAGAAUAAGUUUUACACAUACGAUGCUUCAUCAAAAAACCAGGGUAUGAAUGGACACGGACACAAUGGGUCCAAACCUGCAUCUCUUGUCCAGCCACACAACCAUCCGCAUCAUCCUCAUCACUCCCAACAUGCAGGAGAAACCAGAUUAGACAUUAGUUAUUUUGCCAUUAGAUUAGUUGCCAAAUGUUCCGAUGAUGAUGUUGCCAUUUCACUAAUUCAACAUACUGCAAAAAGAGACAAAGGACCACAAUUUCCUCCACCUAUAUACCCGGCGUUACCUGGAGACUUGCCAGACCACGAUACCGUUCGGGCAAGUUGCAAUAAGCGUAAUGGUGGCAAAAUUGAGCAUAUGAAUAAGAUUUUCUUUUUUGAUAGAAAUCAGUAUUAUAAUGAUUAUAAUUUGAACAGCCAAACUGAUUCAUCAAUUUUAAGAAAUUACCCUAGUGACUCAAUUUCCAAGGUGGCUCGUUUUGAGAGAAUACAAUUUACAAGUUCAAUUAGAGUUAAAAGUACCCUGACUUCAGCUAGAUACUUCACAUUAAGUUGUGAAUUAUUGGGGAUUGUUGAAGAUGAAGAUUUACAAAUUCAGCCUAUACUAUUAGGAUCAGUUGAAUCUCCGCCUUUGGUCAUUAGAGGAAGAUCGCCUUCUAGUUACCAUAAAGAUAGAACAUCCGGUUAUAGGCCUCCUACCAGUGCAUCUCCAGUUGAUCACCAUCGUUAG